CGACGCUCUUCUUCAGCUCAGAAGACGAACGAAGCUUUCGGUGCGCUUCAAGUCGGAAUGCCGAGUUAGCUGUCUUCCAAAUACCCAUCGCAGCGUACGGAGACAUGGAGUCUUCAGACGCGAUAGGACCUAUAUGAAUAGGUUAUGUUGGUAUUAUGGUUUUCUUGAAAUCGCACGAUGCCCCAUUCUGGAAGGUUUGAACUUCUGUUUGGUGUUCAGUUGGCAAUUGGAAUUGGAUCGCCAAGCCCUCUUACAGGCUAGCCUGAUAUGGAUUAGCCGCAGCGAAGGACAUUGAUCUGGCCCGUGCGUCUUGCCAAGGCAAGCCGUGCAUGGAGCUUGAGCUGAACAAGUGUCCAGAGUUUUGGAAGCAACCGUCAGCCUUGCUGUUUACUCGCCGCUCUCUAGACGGGCAAGAAAUACUGCCACGACAACCACACACAAUGCGGUUUACACAGUCAAUUGCUCCGGCGCUCUUGCUGCUUGCAGCGGGCGUUUCUCAGGCCGCCUCUGCUUGGGGGUUCGACGACGGCAGCAUCCAGAUUGCCGCAAAGAAGUCGGGCGAGUCCGUCAAGAAGUUCAACCAAAACAGCCCGCUCUCGAAACCAGUCUCCCUCGGAAGCACCAGCACCCUGAAACUGAUCCUGACGGCCAAGGACGAUGGCAAGGGGAAGCGCCCCCACCAGGCAUUCCUCGUGCUGCAGGAGCAGGACACCGGGCUCGAAGCCCCCUUUCCGUUGACCGUCAAGGAGAGUGGAAAGGCAACUGUCCAGAUUUCACACAAGGACCUCCCUGUCCAGCUGGGCAUCGCGACCAAACCCCUCAAAGCAUCCGUCGUCCUCGCCUCUUUCGGUUCUUCCCAAGGUCUCGAUACUCCUGUUUUUGAGGUCAAGGUUGAGCAGGAUGCCAACGUGCCGCCUCCGACCUACGAGAAGCCUCUCCGUUAUGGCAAGCAGCCCGAGAUCCACCACAUCUUCCGGCCCGACGCGAAGAGCCCGCCCAAGGUCGUCUCGCUCGUCUUUGGCCUGGCCGUGAUUGCGACCCUACCGGUGCUGUUGAUCAGCUGGCUGUCUCUUGGCGGGAACCUCAACCACUUCUCCAAAGCCAUUGGCGUGGCACCGCUGUCACAUGCCACCUUUUUCGGCUCGAUUAUCGCCAUGGAGUUCGUCUUCUUCAUGUACUACACUAGCUGGAACCUGUUCCAGGUGCUGCCGGUCAUGGGUGUGGUCGGUGCUGUCGCUGUGCUAAGCGGGACGAAGGCGCUUGGGGAGGUCCAGAGCAGGAGGCUUGCCGGAGAGCGCUGAACAACAAAUACUACGGCUAACUCGUGGAGGGGGAGGGACUAUAAAAAUGCCCGGCCUGGUCACAAGCAAGGCGCGAGGGCGCAGUUGUGGUCUAUGUGUAUGAGUGAUAAAAACGAGACGAUUUAGUCGAGCAAGCGAUGCAAUUUUGGGCUGUUAGAUAUCACCCACGGGGCAUGCGCAAUACCUCCAUCAUGCCUGUAUUUGGAUGCCAUCUACACAGUAAGCCUCGGUCAACUUGAG
Molecule: messenger RNA, 1541 nt
Organism: Chaetomium fimeti
Lineage: Eukaryota; Fungi; Ascomycota; Sordariomycetes; Sordariales; Chaetomiaceae
Product: Oligosaccharyltransferase subunit Ribophorin II-domain-containing protein
Exons: 4
Coding region: 330-1301 (323 amino acids)
Biological process (GO): protein N-linked glycosylation
Cellular component (GO): membrane; oligosaccharyltransferase complex
Source: RefSeq, a predicted model, not a curated record